Molecule: messenger RNA, 1777 nt
Organism: Phyllotreta striolata
Lineage: Eukaryota; Metazoa; Arthropoda; Insecta; Coleoptera; Chrysomelidae
Source: the annotation of a GenBank genome assembly
UGGCAAUAUCGCUUUUUGUCUGGUCGGCUGGUCGGCUGUCGGCUGUUCAUGAGUAGCAAUUUAAUUAUUUUCAUUAUUUUUGUCUUUUGAGAAGUAUAUUAUGGAAGAUUAUUUCGAAUCUUUUCCUAUAGAAAUAAAAAAAUGGGAUAUCCUUAGGGCUAUGCACAUGACUGACCUUAAUUUUGAUGUUAGAAAACGAAAGGAUCAUGGCAAUAAAAAAACAAUACCGAAUGUACAACUACUUCCAAGACAAAAUGUUACCUUAUACGGGACAAUGCCCAAAAUGGAGCAGAGAAUAUUUACAAAAUGUAAAGAGUGUAGGCUAGUUUUUAAUCCUAGGAACAUUAUGACACAUAAAGUUUGCCCGGAAAGGUUUCAUUCCUCAACAUCGGAUAGUUCCCAAAAGGAUAGCAAAACCAAAGGAAAUUCAUCGAGAAAAUCCCAUUCCUAUCUACCACCUCUGUUUAAGGUGAGCAAAACUAAAUCUCCAUCCCCGUCAGUUAGCAUUCCAGAUUUAUCGCAAUGUAAAGUAUCGCCGAAAAUGUCCAAGAGUUUGCCGCUAUCGUCGCCCUCGACGCUGACUAAUUCGAAUAAAUCCGAAACGAGACUGUCGCCGUCGAGCAACUUCUCGAAAGUCAACUCCCACUCGCCCAGAUCCUCGCUGAAGACCUCUCUGAAAUCGGCGCAGUCGGACAGCAACUGCAGCAGCACGAGCAGCACCAGCAGCAGGCACAAGAAGAGCAGGAAGAGCAGCAGCAGCAACAACGCCAAGGUCACAGAAGAGUUCGAUCCCAACGUGCAUUGCGGAGUCGUCGAGGGCAACAGCGGCCCCUGCACUAGAUCCAUAACCUGCAACAAUCACAGGGUGCAAUCGAGGAAAUCCGCGUCGAGCCAGCUGAUAACGAAGAGGACGCCUGGCAAAGAGAAAGAGCCGAUGCACGGCUCUAAUUGUUCCUAUACGACCCCAAAUGGCCAGCCAGACGAAGCAAAAGACUCUUUUUCUCAAAAUACUACCUACGCACCCGUUGCAGGUGUGCUCUCAAGCGCAAAUGAACUCCUGGAGACCAACCACAGCCAGCCGCCAGUGUUAACCAAAAUUAGUGAACCGAAACAAACGUUUAUUAGACAAACUACCUCAGUUGUUGUCGCUAAGCAACCUAUCUUGACUGAUACCGAGAAUGGUAAUACAAAAACUUUGAAUAAUAACUACAUUAUGAAUAAGCAUUCGAAAGACAGUGAUAUCGGAUCUGUUCCUUUAGUUUAUAUGCCAAUGGGCCUAAUAUCGUUUGUACAUAUAGGAAAAAGCGUCAUUUGUUUGGAAUCGCAGAAGAACCAGCUUCAGAACCCUCCCGUGACGAAUCAAUCGUUGUACCUCGCACUGCCCAACCAGCAUUCGAACAUAAAAAUGUACAAGUCGCACCCGAAACCCGUCGCAGUGCCAAACUACGGAACGAAAAAAGUCCGUGGGGCCCUUUUGCUGUCGAAUCGACGCUUGAAAUGUCAAAGAGACGAUAUACUGAAGGCCAUAACCCCCAAGCGUAGGUUAAUUAACAAUACUCAGCUAACCCGUGAUUUAUUUACUAGUAAAUACCCGACGCAGAACGAUGGGUACUAGCGAACUGCAUUAUAAAAAUGAACUACUUGUGAUAGCAAACAAAUGAGGCUGACUUAACUUAGUGGGGUGUCAAUCAGUUGAAGCGAGUCCACCUCAUGCGAUGCCGAAGAAGCGAGACACACGAUCGCGACUCUCUAAUUAUGACAGGUGCUUGGUUUUUUU